UCGUCACCCCCCGCAUUGCAAUAUACGGCUGCAGAGAUUUUGCAUUCAACAACAUCGCAAUGGCCCACUCGCGCGUCGCCGUCACCUCGGACAAGGCCCCGAAGGCCUUACACCUUCUUAUCUCAAGCCAUUGCGUCGGGAGGCCACAUCUUCUCCUCGGGCCAGGUUGGCACUGAGCCGGCGACGAGCGGCGACCUUGCCGAAGGCACGGCACCAUUCAAGACCGAACUAUGAGCAUUGCACAGACGCAGGGGUGGGACAAUGAGAAGAGACCAUGCUGACGGGAAAUGGCAGAAACGUAUUCUGACGAACAUCCAGGCGGUCUUAGGCGCGGCCGGGGCGACUCUGGGGGAUGCCGUGAAAGUCAACAUCUACUUGGCUGAUAUGUCGCAGUUCGCCGCGGUGAACGCUGUCUACGAGACCUUUUUCCAAAGCCCAAGACCAGCCCGGACGUGCGUCAGCUUCAAGGGCCUGCCCUAUGGGACUGACGUUGAAAUGGAGUGCGUUGCCAACGCGGUGGCGAAGGCCUGAGAAGACUUUGAGAAAGACUAUAGAUAGACACUCGGCGAGGAAAUCCCACUCGGUCGAUGUUUUACUGAGUGCUAAUGGUUGCCC
Molecule: messenger RNA, 615 nt
Organism: Colletotrichum destructivum
Lineage: Eukaryota; Fungi; Ascomycota; Sordariomycetes; Glomerellales; Glomerellaceae
Product: Putative YjgF/YER057c/UK114 family, RutC-like superfamily protein
Exons: 2
Coding region: 262-531 (89 amino acids)
Cellular component (GO): cytosol; mitochondrion
Molecular function (GO): deaminase activity
Source: RefSeq, a predicted model, not a curated record